Messenger RNA from Passer montanus (Eurasian tree sparrow), 4018 nucleotides. RefSeq names its product microfibril associated protein 5 (gene MFAP5). Lineage: Eukaryota; Metazoa; Chordata; Aves; Passeriformes; Passeridae. Gene Ontology annotation, cellular component: microfibril. The transcript is spliced from 9 exons. The coding region runs from base 370 to 1167 and encodes 265 amino acids. Gene Ontology annotation, biological process: embryonic eye morphogenesis. The record is from RefSeq and is a predicted model, not a curated record.
GCCGGGAAGCGCCAGCGAGGCGGCGGGGUGCUGUGACCGCUGUCGCUGCCCGCCCAUAUCCCGCCAUCCUGCCAUCCUCCUGCCGGCCCGUGUGCCCGCCAGCCCCGGCCCCGCUCGGCGCCGCAGGGCGCGUCCUGCGGGAGAACGGGAUGCGGGCCCCGCGGUGUCCCUGUGCCACAGGCAGCCAGGGAAACGGGGAGGAGGAACGGAGCGCUGGGGUGCGGACUGGCGGCAGCUGAGACGGGAAACGUGGCUAGAGGUAGCGGCCUGAGGAGAAGCCGGGCUGCAUACACGGGCAGGACGAAACGGGACACCAGUGUGCAACGCAGACCCAAGAAUCCAUCCCUGGUGCUGGGCCAUCCUGGGGGAAUGGGAGGAGCCCUUUCGGAGGACAAUAAACUCUGGAAUGAGGGUGUGGGCUGCUGCUCCUCGCUCCCCCCCUCAUUCCACAUGCAUGAUGAUACCAUAUCCCUCCAUUUCGCUGGCUUCUUGGGUUGUUUUUUUUUUUUUUUCUUUUUUUCCCUCUAUUCCCAGAAAUUGUAUUUUGAAGACAACCAAAAGGAGAACGUGUUCUGGGUGUGGCUGCAUGUGAUUUACCCAAUAGCCAAAGUGGGGGGGAGCCGAAGGGGAAAAACAGAGAGUCUGCUGCUGAAGGGAGUGGAAGCUGAGGGCUGCAGGAUGAAGACCUCUGGAACCUGUAUACUGUUUUGUGUCUUAACGCUCUUCUUGUCCCCAGCUGACUGGUUUCCAUGGAUGGUCAAUGGGCAAGAACUGGAAAGUGCAACUGGUGGAGUUACCCCUGACAGCAGCUCUGGUGCAGCUGCUACACCACCUGUGCUUCUUGCUCCUGUUCAGUCUGACAGUGAAACCACAACGUCUUCCUCAGACUGCCGUGAGGAAAAGUUCCCUUGCACGCGCCUCUACUCUGUUCACAAGCCAGUAAAGCAGUGUAUCAGCUACCUCUGUGUCACAAGUGUGCGUCGUAUGUACGUAAUAAACAAGGAGGUGUGCACUCGCAUUGUCUGCAAGGAGAACGAGGUCAUGCAAGAUGAGAUCUGUCGCCAGCUGGCUGGCCUUCCUCCUCGACGUCUCCGCCGCUCCGGGCAGCCCCUGCCUCUCCCUUGCAGACAACUCCUGGAGCAGCAGCGCAGGCCUGGUGCUCUGUGAGCUACCAACAUAGGAGAGGAAAAGGAAGAGAGAGAAGAGAAGUCAUCAUCCACUACCUACAGUCCAAGACAAGUGCUUCUUGUUUGCUAUUCCUCCAUUAUUUCCUUGCUUCUAUGCCACCUUUUACAUCUUCUUCUUCAGGUGCUGCAGGGCACAGAGUACCCUCUCUGCCAAUCUGUCAUGGUAGCUGUUGUCAUCUUUAUAAUCUGUUACUGAGGAUAGGGGACUCUCCCCUCUUUUCUCUCACACUCUGCCUGGCAGGCUGUGAGCUGCUCAUUUCCCAGAGGUCCUUAUAAAUGUGCUGCACCUUCUCUUGCUUUGCCCCUGGAGAGAGCCAGAAAUGGGGACAGGAUGAAGUCCUCCCCAAUGGUACAGAUGCCUUAAGCCGCAUCUCACCUCACCUUCAUGCCCUGGGACUCCUGCCCUAGAUUCCUUGCCUGGCAUCAGCAUGAGCUCAGAUGUGGUUGGUCAGCCUGAGCCUCUCUGAUUCUCCCAAGCCACCAAGUUUGUUGUGUGAUAGCACAUUCUCCUCCUUGUGUCUGCUGGCCUCAGGGAAGUGGUAGAAUUGGGAGAUGAGCUGUCCUGAACCCAAGGCACCCUUUCCUGGGUGGCAACAGGUAAUUUAUAACUACCUCUGGGAAGUUUUUGUCUCAAGCCCAUUGCCUCCCUCACACACAUUUCCUACCAAAAGGAAAAAAGUCUGGAUUUAGUAUGGCAUUAUAUUUUUCUCAAAAAGAUUAUGUUGGAUCAGAGUGCUGCCUCUCCUCCUCUCCUCUCCUCUCCCCUCCUCUCCUCUCCUCUCCCCUCCUCUCCUCUCCUCUCCCCUCCUCUCCUCUCCUCUCCCCUCCUCUCCUCUCCUCUCCCCUCCUCUCCUCUCCUCUCCCCUCCUCUCCUCUCCUCUCCUCUCCUCUCCGUUCUUGUUCCUCCCUUCCCACUGAAGACAUCUCUUGAUGCCCAUUCCAGGCAAAUUUCAGGGAGCAGUAAUUACAGCUGCCUCCACUCCUAAGCCCAAGAAAGCCCAUGAAGAACCUGUAUGACCUGACAUUACUGAGAACUUGCAAUGAAUUAUCUUGUCUUGGUGUCUUGGUCUGGCUACCUCCACACUCUCCAGUUGCUGUGCCUGCUUUCAAUCUCCAGUUGAGUUCCUACCUCCUGACCUGGAAGCUCCUGCACAAAGCAGGAAGAAGUUGCAAAUUGGAAUCAGAUGUGGGAGCACAAUCAUUAUCUGGGAUUGCUGUUUACCUGGGACCUGGGAUUUUCCUGCAGAAUCUCUGACUGUGCUGACCUGCACAGAGCCAGGUGCUGAUGGGGAAGGUAAACCUAUCUGCAGGUAUAAGUGCUUGUACAGGCCAGCCUGGGCAGAAGAAUUCACUGUGGCAGCACUGGAUGCCUGGUCUGCUCAAGGACUUUGUUUUCUAGGUAUAUGGAGAACAUUUCCAGGUAUAUGGGCAGUUUUUGUGAUGAGACCAGGUAGGGUAAGUGGGGAAGAGUAGUCUGAAUUGUAUUAAUCACUCCAUGUGACUCUUAGUGGCACAAUUCUGUGGGGCACCAGAGGAUUAGCAAGACAAAGGACCUCUCUGUUAUUCCCAAGUAACUGAAGGCCAGUUUGCUAGAUUUGGCAUUCACUCCCCUCACAUUGUCUGCUGAACCCUUCAGUCUUGCAGGAGCACUGCCCUGUUGCACAGAGCCAGGCUCACAUAGUAUUGGGGACAGUUUGCUGCACAGAGGCAGAUGUCCCAGAAAAAGAGCAGAAGCAAUUAGUGUAGGAACAUCUCACCAGGACCUGCAUUUCUGCUGUAUGCAGCAAGAAGCUGGUCGCAUCCUCUGUGUGGGGGAUAUAACCCUGUGCAGACAGAUUCCAUAUAAGGUCAAAAUUAGCCCUAGAUGUGCUAAAUCUCUCUAUAUUUAUCCAGUGUACAGGAGAAAGAAUUCCAAAUCAUGCAAUGACUAGAAUUUUAUCCCACAUACAGGAGCACUGCACUGCUACUCAGAGGAUGAUGCUCCUCUGGAGUACUCCAGGCUCAUGAGACUAGGAAUGAAGGAGGGAUUUCUUUGUACUGAGAGGGUGCACAUUUCUGUGGAGAGGAGGGUACUGAGAGCUUGAGCUCAAAAACAUUCAAGCCACUGGCCACCACUGGCUUCCAUGCCACAGGGAUACCUGUGAAAAUUGCCUGUGUGGAGGAAGGUAGGAUGGAGAUGGAUCUUGGAAAUUGGACUGGGUCAAGUCUGCUCUCUGUAUUUAGAGGUGAAUAUUCAUCACUAUAGAUACAUAACUGGGUAACAUAGCUACUGUACAACAUAUAGGAAUAUAACUUUCAUACAGGUUGGGAAGUGGUUAGAAACCUUUCUGUUGCUUGCUUUCAGCAGGGACAGGAAGAGGUGCUCCUGUCCAGGAGAACACUGUUUUAAUGCUAAAGUUUAUAUAGUCCAUAUUAAAAAAAAAAAAUAUUUCCUGUUAUUCUUGGCAACUCUCAUGUGUUUGGGUUUAUUUGUCCCUUGCUGUAUUUCCUCCAGAUUUGUGGGGAGACUUGAUUCCAGAUCAAAUCUAUCAUCUGGAACAUUUUACUCCCUACUAGCCUAGUCCUCUGCUGUCACCCUCCUCUCACUCAUGAAUCACAGGUCUUCCUGGGAACUCUUUUUUUUUUUUUUUUUCCUAGAGAAACAUAACAUUUUCUCCAGUACUUUUUACCAUGGAUACCUGUGCUAGAUUUUCCUGACAAUUGUUAGCUGCUGAACACAGAGAUAAAUCCUCCCAGCCCGUGAAAUCUGGGCAGAGGACACAUCUUUUUCUGUGCACAUUCCACGACUUUAAUUAACAUCUCCAAAUAAAAUGGCAAGAUGACUGAAAUAA